GUAGUAGAAGAAGAAGAAGAGGAACACAAGAAAGAAGAAAAAGAAGAAAAUAUGAGUGGUGAUAGAACGUCGACGACGAUGGUUCUACUAAUUGUUUCGAUCGUCCUUUCUUCCCUUUGGACGAUGUCCGUCAACGGCGCCGGCUUGAAAUGUGAUGCUGUCAGGCCGGAUUUCGAAGCACAGGGCUUUCCAUUGAGCGAUAUACCGAAAGAACCAAUUUCAUCAAAGGAAUUGAAAAUAUGCGGUGGUAUAAGCAGCGGAGGGGAAGUUUGUUGUUCUGCCGACAUGGAAUUACGAUUACAAGCAAGGGCACGAGAUAAACACGAGAAAGCAACUAGGGAUACUCUUCAACGACUUCAUCAGCUCUUGUCCACUCGUGGAAAUAGGUUUCACAGUUUCUUCAAGGAGCUUUUGGCGACCAGCAAGAGAGGCUUCCACGAGAUGUUCAAAAAAACCUAUGGGAUUUUGUAUGAACAAAAUGCUUACGUCUUCACGGAUCUCUUUAAAGAACUUGAGAAUUAUUAUGCUAAAGGAACGGUGAAUCUGGACGACACGAUGGACAAUUUCUUCAAUACGCUUUAUCAAAAAAUGUUCACCGUGUUGAACAGUCAAUAUAAGUUCGACGAUAAGUAUUUGGAAUGUGUGGGCGAUCAUAUGAAGGAAAUGAGGCCGUUCGGUGACGUACCUCAAAAACUCAGCGUUCAAAUAAAAAGAUCGUUCGUUUCGACUAGAGCUUUCAGUCAAGCUCUAACAGUCGCUGCUGACGUUCUGAAGAACAUGCAAACGUUGAAAUCAUCAGCAGAAUGUGCUGCGGCGUUGACAAGAAUGACAGCCUGUCUCUCGUGCAGCGGUAUCGCAGGGAAGGUGUUGGCUUGCGGCGACAUGUGUACUAACGUAAUGAAGGGGUGUUUAGCACAGCACGUGGCGCUUGACGGCGAAUGGAAUCAAUUUGUCGAGGCCUUCGACAAAGUAGCCGAUCGUUUACUUGGUCCAUUCAACAUAGAGAUGUUGAUGAAACCAAUAAACUUAAAGAUAUCGGAAGCGAUAAUGAACUUUCAAGAGAGCAGUAGCGACGUCUCGCAAAGGAUAUUCACCGGUUGCGGACGUCCUGUCUUGGGUAGACGAAGACGUAGAGAUAACAGAGAAUUGGAACUUGAAUCGUUGAACUUCGAUCAGGAAACGUCGGCCGAGGAUCGUUCCUCAACCGCUGCGAUAUUGGACAAGCUCGUCAAAGAGAUACGACAGAGGGUGAGAGAUUCUCGACAGUUCUGGGUCUAUCUACCGUAUCAGUUGUGCAAUGAUGGUUUAGUCCAACCACCUAGUAAUACAAAGGAAUGUUGGAAUGGCACCCACGUUGAUAAAUAUAUAUAUCCGGUAUCUUCGGACGGAGAGACGCAACCAUUAAAUCCGGAAGUACGAAGUAGCGGACCAAGGCCUACGAUCGUCAGAGAUCAAAUAUUUGCAUUAACGACGAUAACGAAUAGGCUUAGAUCCGCGUUCAAUGGUCAAGACGUCGAUUGGAUAGAUACAGAGGAAACGUGGUACGGAUCCGGAAGUGGUUCAGGUGAUGGUUCAGGUGGUAUAGACAACGAGAAUCAUUUCGUUGACGAAGGAUCGGGUUAUGGUGGUGAUCAUACGUCCCCAGAACAACCACCGAAACAAGCAACACCUAAUAAAGGUCCAGAAGAAGUACCAACGAAGAUAGACUCAGAGACCAAGUCAAAUACAAAUGAUAAUGUCAAGAAACAUGGUGGCAAUAAUACAACGUCUACGGUUGACGUUAGUGGAGCUAGCAGACAAAAAAUAUCAUUGUCACGAGCAUUGACAACGUAUUUGGUGCCGAUCGUCGUUAUGUGGUUUGGUGGAUGUCUCACCGAGUGGCUGUGAUCAUACGGCAUUAUUAUCGAUCCAGUAGUGUACUACAGUGUAAAUAUCUUCUCUCUCAUGUCUGUGUUCGUGAGAGUACGAUAAACUCUUUUUCAUUCGAUGAACGACGAUUUAACUCCUACCCUCAUUCUCCUAAAUCAGAACCUUGCCUAACUACAACAACAACAACAACAACCCUUUUACUUUCCCAACUACCCUUUUCCAAAAGCCCUCGUGAACGUCGUAAAACUGAUAAUUCUUGAGUGACGAAAAAAUUUCCUCAAUAUUCCUUGAUAAACGAUGAUAAAACGAGUGAA
Messenger RNA from Vespula pensylvanica (western yellowjacket), 2183 nucleotides. RefSeq names its product glypican-6 (gene dlp). Gene Ontology annotation, biological process: regulation of protein localization to membrane; regulation of signal transduction; cell migration. Gene Ontology annotation, cellular component: extracellular region; plasma membrane; cell surface. The transcript is spliced from 8 exons. The record is from RefSeq and is a predicted model, not a curated record. The coding region runs from base 52 to 1887 and encodes 611 amino acids. Lineage: Eukaryota; Metazoa; Arthropoda; Insecta; Hymenoptera; Vespidae.